UCUCAACUCAUUAUUAAACCUACCAGUUUUCCACCUCAGUAGUUGUUAAACUGUUUUGCAAUACAACAUGAAGACGUUAAGUAAUAAUUAGUGAAAAAAAGUAAUUUUCAGACACCUAAGUUGGACCCUGAUUCCUGUUCCUAUCUAUGAAGUAAAAAGUACAAUUUUAAUAAAUCACUAUCAUAGUUUUAAUUCCAACUUUUUUCUUAAUGAGCUUUAACACUUAAUGAUAUGAGUAGGCCUACAGCAAACAAAAGAUUCUGAAAUCGUGUUGCUUGUAACUUUAAAAUGGGGUGUUACACUACUGGGGUCAAAGUCUCUGCAAGCCUCACUGCACUGGACUGUGACUUGCUAAAACGUCACGCUAAACUUGUUACAGCUGUUUUACUCUAGAGCAGAAGCAAUGGAGAUUCCAAUAUUUACUGUUGACGCUUUUACUAAUUUACCUUUCAAAGGUAAUCCUGCUGCAAUAUGUCUUAUAGAGAAUGAGCUGAGAGAUGAUCUUUAUCAGAGCAUUGCUGCUGAGAUGAAUUUAUCAGAGACUGCUUUCAUCACAAGACGGAAUUCUAUGGAUUUCUCCUCAGGUGCCAGGUUUGGAUUACGCUGGUUUACUCCAACAAGUGAGAUUCCACUAUGUGGACAUGCAACACUGGCCUCAGCAGCAGUGCUCUUUUACCUGAAAAAAAAUGUCAACCCUGUACUGGUGUUUGAGACUAUGAGUGGGGAGCUUUGUGUGCGCCAGCAUGAAGAAUCUCUAAUAAUGGACUUUCCCUUAAACAAACCUAACCCCCAGGAUCAACAUGAAAUCAAGGAUCUUUUGAAAGUCGCAGUAGGAGAUGUACCCAUUCAGGAAGUGUGCUACAGUCCAACCACAAGGAAACUGAUGAUUCGUUUGGCUGACACAUGUAGCAGAUCUGAACUUACAUCUUUAAAGCCUGAAGCGGAGGCUCUGCUGAAAAAUGAAUCCACUGGGAAGAUUAAAGGUGUCAUUGUUACCAUGAAGGGAGCUCCAACCGCACAACCUGGAUAUGACUUCUAUUCCCGUUACUUUGCUCCUUGGGUUGGGAUCCUUGAAGAUCCAGUCUGUGGGUCUGCGCAUACGGUUCUUGCUGCCUACUGGUCUGAAAAGCUGAACAAAAAGAAGAUGUUGGCCUACCAGUGCUCCAGUCGUGGGGGAGAGCUAGGCCUGGAGGUCAGGGAUGAUGGCCGACUCAACAUCAGUGGUCAGGCACAGAUCGUUCUUCAGGGAACUCUUAAAAUCUAGACAACCUAUAAAACCCCUCACUGAAUGAGUUAAUAGUUUAAUGGAAAUAAGUCCAUUUUCUUUCGCAAAGAUCUGUUUUUCGUAUACUGAAUGGACAAAUGUGGUUACUUGUGAGCCAAAAUACAAUAAAAAUUAUUUGGUUUUAAAAGCUUUUAAA
This is a messenger RNA of Cyprinus carpio (common carp), 1421 nucleotides long. Its product is annotated as phenazine biosynthesis-like domain-containing protein. The record is from RefSeq and is a predicted model, not a curated record. NCBI's taxonomy places the organism in Eukaryota, Metazoa, Chordata, Actinopteri, Cypriniformes, Cyprinidae. Gene Ontology annotation, biological process: biosynthetic process. Gene Ontology annotation, molecular function: isomerase activity. Gene Ontology annotation, cellular component: cytoplasm.